UCAUGCUAGUAUGGUCUGUCUCUGUGAUAAAUUAAUUGAUAGGAUGAAAGAAUUGGAUGAAGAUGGCAAUUUUAGUUUCGCAUGCUGGAAGAACUUAGUUUUUACUGAAUUAAAUAAGAACAUUUAUAGAUAUACCACGUUUGAGAGAAUCGUCUAG
Racocetra persica is the source of this 157-nucleotide messenger RNA. The record is from the annotation of a GenBank genome assembly. NCBI's taxonomy places the organism in Eukaryota, Fungi, Glomeromycota, Glomeromycetes, Diversisporales, Gigasporaceae.